Molecule: messenger RNA, 2124 nt
Organism: Aspergillus caelatus
Lineage: Eukaryota; Fungi; Ascomycota; Eurotiomycetes; Eurotiales; Aspergillaceae
Exons: 2
Coding region: 1-2124 (707 amino acids)
Biological process (GO): regulation of transcription by RNA polymerase II; DNA-templated transcription
Cellular component (GO): nucleus
Molecular function (GO): DNA-binding transcription activator activity, RNA polymerase II-specific; zinc ion binding; RNA polymerase II cis-regulatory region sequence-specific DNA binding
Source: RefSeq, a predicted model, not a curated record
AUGGAAUCACGAGCACUUCGCAAGCGAAGACGAAUACAGCUUUCAUGUGUAGAAUGUCAUCGGCGAAAAGUCCGUUGCGACCGAAAUGACCCUUGCGGUCGGUGUUCCGCGGCGGAGAUACGCUGUGUCUACGCCGCCGACCGAGAUGAAGAACCUCACUCCCUCACAGAGGUUGAAGCGAGAGGCAACUCUACAACGCGAAGCUUUAACAGUCGUACCGUUCCAAUCAAUACCAGUGCAACACGGUUGCCCCAAGCUCAGCAGCAACUGUCUUCUCCACUUGCUACCAAACGCCGUAGUGAUGGCCAGAGGGACCUCCCAUACUCACGAGGCUGUAUCAGCGACACCCGGCGCCAUGAAAAUGAUUCGCUGGAUCUGGGGACUAUUCACGGGGUCUUGUCGAAAGCUCGCCUUCUUGGGACCACCCAUCCCAUCGCAACCUAUCGUCAGUGUGACGAAAUGUAUCCGAUUCAUGUCAACCCAGAGUAUCAUCGGGCCCCGGAGAUUAUUCCAUCUUCGGUACUGUCUGAGGUGCAGGGUUUGAUCGCUUCAUCCAAGGCUAUGGCGCGAUCUGUAAAGAACCACCAAACCCCAGCAGGCUUAGCACUGGAAGAGGCUGUUAGGUCUCUACCGGCUCGAGAAAUUUGUGACAAACUUGUGGAUAAUUAUAUUCGCCUUGUAGAGCUUCCAUUUCGCAUCCUCCAUAUUCCGAAAUUUCGGCGGGAAUACUCUGCCUUUUGGGACGAACCGAACAAACGGCGACCUUUGUUCGUUGCCAUUGUCCUUCUAGUCGUGUCAAUUGGUGUCCACUUCUCUGAGGACACAGAAUCAGAGACACUUCAGCGUGUUUAUGCUCCCCAAUGGAUUCGAGCAGCCCAAGCCUGGCUUUCGGACAUUCGAUGCAAAGACUUCGCCACUAUAUCUGGAUUACAGGCCCAUUGCUUGGUUGUACUUUCGCUCCAAUUCAACGGUGGCAAGCCUGAUAGAUUAUGGCUCGCACAGGGGGUAGUACAGCGCAUAGCGAACUAUAUGGGUUUGCAUCGUGACCCAAUUCACUUUCCGGAAAUGCCUCUCUACCAUGCCGAAAUGCGACGGCGAUUGUGGAGCACGAUUUUGGAGCUUGACGUCCAGAUAUCAAUGGACCUGGGCAUGCUACCGAACGCGAUUGAUUUCGAUACUACGCCUCCUUCGAAUUUUGACGACGAUGCAUUUGAUGAGACAACCACGACCUAUCCUACAGAGGUAACCCCGUUAACACAAACUCAAAGCUCGUUGCAAACCCACUUACGACGCUCUUUAGCGGCCCGUAUAACGAUAGCUCGACUAAUGAACGAUACAUUCACUGAGCCGUUGUACGAGGAUGUGUUGAGAGAGACCGACAAUCUAGUAGGGAUUAUUACCGCUAGCGAAACAAAUUUGCAUUCGUAUACUGCAGUCCAUCGCAACCUAAUCAAUUUUCUUACGCGCCGUUUCCUGCUAGCCUUACACAGGCCGUUUGCAACCAAGGCUCGUCAAGACCCACGCUAUUAUUAUUCCCGCAAGGUCUGCCUCGAUAAUGCCCUCCUUCUGCUUACACCUGAACGGGAUUGGGACUUCGAUCAGAUGCUACUGGUAUCGAUCACACUCUUUCGGCAUAUAAUGCACCAUGCUGCGAUUGUGCUCUGCGUCGAGAUCGUGGCCCAAAUUAAAGAAGAUCAAUCGGAGAAAAAGCUCCUCCAGAUUCGUCAGGACACCAGAGCACAACUCCUCACCACAACCAGGCAGGUUCUAGGCAUUACAGUCAAGCGUCUUCACUGGGGUGAAACUAACGUGAAGAGCCAUGUCUUUCUACAUAUGGCCAUCGCUCAGAUUGAAGCGAUGGAGCAAGGCAUAGAUGUUGCCGCGCAUGUCUUAAAGGCAGCUACAAUAGCCGCACGAGAGGCGUUGGAGAUUCUACAACAGCAGAGUGAUACUGGACCGCGGGACGAUGGCGGUACAUGGCGUCCGUCGGAGUCAGAGCUAGAUACUGUGCGUCAGGAUGAUUCCGUACCAUUAACACUUACAGAAUUCGGCAAUAUGAACUUGAACUUUGGUGACAUGGCUUCUUGGAUAUUCUCGGACUCGAUGGAUGAAUAUCCGCUCUAA